Hymenoscyphus albidus is the source of this 2112-nucleotide messenger RNA. The record is from the annotation of a GenBank genome assembly. Lineage: Eukaryota; Fungi; Ascomycota; Leotiomycetes; Helotiales; Helotiaceae.
GUGGAUUUAAGGUGAGGACCCUUGUCCCCAGAAAAUGGAGUGGAGUACCCAUCUUUCCUAAGUUGAAGCUUCUGUCAGAACAGAAACAUUUCUUCACUUCUCGCAGCUUCUCACCCAGUCAACACUCUUUAAAAGUGUCAAAAUUAUAUACACCAGACCGCCAAGCUCGGAGCGCAAUCCGACUACAAGCUAUCCAAAAUUCGGUCCUCACUCAGCCUGCUGUCGGUGGACACCAAGCAACCUCUUCUGCCUUCACCGGUUACCACACCUACCUCUCCCAUGGCGCCCAGCAAAAGUACGUGUCUCAUGGUUCUAUCCUUGAUUGACGGAUGGUCGCGCUGACAUUGUGGGGUUGCAGGCGAAGCUGCGCAUGAGUGCGUCUCUGAAGAGGCAUUGAUUCAUCUAAAGUCCUACAAAUACUCCAGCGUUGAUAAAUCCCUGAUCUCGAAUUAUAUCCUCAUACAUUACGUACGUUUCCCGACCUACUCUGGAGUCGCAAAGAAGGUGUGCUGAGAAACUUAUAGUGGAAUGGGUUUGUUAAAUUACUGCCGUUGUGGCUUGCGCCAAACAUGGUUACUUUAUUGGGAUUCUUCUUCAUCCUCUCGAACGUCAUAUGUUUAGAAAUAUGGAUGCCAGAUUUGGUCGGGCCGGUAAGAUAUACGAUUUCCCUGGCAGUGGUAGAUCAGAAAUGCUGAUUGAACGAUAGGGGCCAUCAUGGUUAUACUACAGUUUUGCAUUUGGGCUUUGGAUGUACUCAACUAUGGACAAUGUAGAUGGAAAACAAGCUCGGCGAACCGGAACCUCCAGUGGGCUAGGCGAACUAUUCGACCACGGAAUCGACUCUCUGAAUUGUACCCUCGCGAGUUUGUGCGAAACGGCAGCCAUGGGAUUGGGAACAUCGAAGGCUGGGGUUUUCACCGCUCUGAUUCCUUGUCUUCCUAUGUUCUUCUCCACCUGGGAAACAUACCAUACGCAUACCUUAUAUCUUGGAGUUUUCAAUGGACCAACCGAGGGACUUAUCCUCGCCUGCACGUUGAUGAUACUUUCAGGAUUUUAUGGACCAGAAAUCUGGACUCACAAGAUUACGGAUUUGGUUGGACACCAUUACUUUUUUGGAUAUCAUGAAUGGUUCGGGACCUACUCUGUUCGGGAUCUUUGGGUACCAAUCCUUCUGGUAUCACUUUUCGGAGCCCAUCUUCCAUUCUGCGUCGCCAAUGUUGUAAAAGCACGAAGAGCUCAAAAGCUUCCAGUCAUGCCUGUUUUCCUCGAAUGGACGCCAAUGAUUGUUUAUACCGUUUCCAUCGGGACCUGGUUAUACUCACCAUAUUCUACACUCAUGGAAGAGAACCGACUUGUUCUUUUCUGCCUUACUAUGUCUUUUGUUUUCGGCCGGAUGACCACCAAAAUCAUCUUGGCCCAUCUGACCAGACAACCAUUCCCAUACUGGACGGUCAUGCUCACUCCUCUUGUUGGAGGAGCUGUGCUUGGCAAUCUCCCACGAUUUGGCCUUCCAGCAGUCAGUGCUUUUGUCGAGUUAUGGUACCUUCGAGCAUACUUCGUUUUUGCGGUUGUAGUUUACUUCCGAUGGGCAUACCUUGUCAUCACCAGUAUCUGCUCCUACCUAGGAAUCAACUGCCUUACCAUUCCCCACGAGAAACUCGAGGAGAUCCAAGAAAAGCAAAAAGCAUCCGCAAACACCAGCGGGAGGAAACGAGCGGACUAGACGAAUGACCAACAUGUCGGGAAGCAUACAAUCCAUCCUCGAAUUGAUGCUUUUCCCUUUCCCCAUUUCUAAUUACGAGGAAUUACGACCGUCAUGAGCUUUUGGGUGGUAUUAUUAAUAGAGAGAAUCCGUUUCUUUUUUACGUUUCCUUGGAUUCUCUUGAAAUGAGGGCGAGGAUGAAUUUUCACGUAUCACAAAAGCAUUCUUUGCAUUGCAUUGGCGGGGGGCGUUUCGACGAGGGAGACUUUGAAGAGGAUUCUUUAUUUGUUCUCUUGACGUGACGGGAUGAAUGAAUGGCCAUAGUUGUUUUUGUAUAAUUUUAUAUUGCAUAAUUGUAAAGACUUGAGAGGAAUCGAAAUAGAUUUGGAAAGCCAAUAGAUCGUUCAGCG